AUGUGGACUACGGCCCAUUUGAUAGCUCUUUGUACCAUUUUAUUUUCAGACCGUGAUAACCGGUCAAUCCUGAUCACCGGAGAAUCUGGUGCUGGGAAGACUGUGAACACCAAGCGUGUCAUCCCGUACUUUGCAAUAAUUGUAGUUGCUGGGGAGAAGAAGAAAGAUCAGCAGCCCAGCAAAAUGCAGGGAACGCUGGAGGAUCAAAUCAUCCAGGCCAACCCGCUCCUGGAGGCCUUUGGCAAUGCCAAGACAGUGAGGAACGACAACUCCUCGCGCUUUGGCAAAUUCAUCCGGAUCCACUUUGGGACCACAGGGAAGCUGGCUUCAGCAGAUAUUGAAACUUAUCUCCUGGAGAAAUCCCGGGUAACAUUUCAGUUGGCUAGUGAAAGGCGCUAUCAUAUUUUUUACCAGAUAAUGUCCAGUAAGAAGCCUGAGCUCAUUGAUCUGCUUCUCAUUUCCACCAACCUCUACGACUUCCCCUAUGUGAGCCAGGGUGAACUCACUGUCGCCAGCAUCGAUGACAGUGAGGAGCUGAUGGCUACAGAUAGUGCCAUUGAAAUCCUGGGCUUCAACCCUGAGGAGAAGGUGGGAAUCUACAAGAUGACAGGGGCAGUCAUGCACUAUGGGAACUUAAAGUUCAAGCAGAAGCAACGAGAGGAGCAGGCGGAGCCGGAUGGCACAGAAGGUAGAGCUGUCAGGCAGUGCGGCACCUGGGUUGACAUACUCUGGGGGAAUGUUCGCAGCAACGUUCCCCGCCUGCUGUCAGCAGGGGCCAUGAGGAAUGCCUUUCCUCUCACCUAG
This is a messenger RNA of Chelonia mydas (Green sea turtle), 804 nucleotides long. RefSeq names its product myosin-13-like. The coding region runs from base 1 to 804 and encodes 267 amino acids. Lineage: Eukaryota; Metazoa; Chordata; Testudines; Cheloniidae. Gene Ontology annotation, biological process: actin filament organization; vesicle transport along actin filament. The record is from RefSeq and is a predicted model, not a curated record. Gene Ontology annotation, molecular function: ATP binding; actin filament binding; microfilament motor activity. Gene Ontology annotation, cellular component: myosin complex; actin cytoskeleton; vesicle. The transcript has 7 exons.